This is a messenger RNA of Eimeria maxima, 699 nucleotides long. RefSeq lists its product as hypothetical. The record is from RefSeq and is a predicted model, not a curated record. Bases 1 to 699 code for a protein of 232 amino acids. The transcript has 2 exons. Lineage: Eukaryota; Apicomplexa; Conoidasida; Eucoccidiorida; Eimeriidae.
AUGAUGGCCUUGUCGGACCCUGCUGCGCCUUUUCUGUGGUCUGCUGUAGUUGAGCGAGCUGCAACUCGUACAGAUGCCGUAGAAAGGACGCGCGGAGUUCCUUCCCUGAUGUUGCUGCAACAACAGCAAAAACACCUGCAACAACAACAGGGAAGACAGCAACCACUUCAUAGCUGGUGGCACAACUUGGACCCCUGCAGACAAGAGCAGCAACUGCUGCGCCACCAGCAUCUGCAGCACAACCAGAAUACUCAGGUAGUAUUGCUAUUGCACCGUGCAGCUGAACGAGCAUCCAAAUCAUCGUCUCAUGUUACUUCUGGGGAGAAGGUUGUGGGGGAUCUUGACAGGGGGGCCCCGUGGAGUUCUCCAUGCGGUGCGGCCGCGACGACUGAGGACAACAAUACCGAGGUGCUGCAGCUUUUAGGAGACGCAGAGCGUGGCAGCAGCAGUAGCAACAGCUCGCUGCCUCUGAUAAUUGAAACAUCAAAUGACUCUAGUAGCGACUCUGAACAUGAUGGCGACUGGGCAGAGUUAACACUGGAUGAACCGGAUCAAGUACAACACAGCACGUCUCCUUCUCUUCCGCAGCAGUAUCAAAAAGAUCCUCACCUGGUGCAAGCUAAUGUGCUGCUGAAGUUCGCAGUAGACCCGUUGCUGCAACCGCAACCACAGCAGCUGAUACUGUUGUUGCUGCUGUGA